GGUGUAACAUAACUUUUCCCUGACCCUCCGUAUAUUACCCCGCCGACUUUUAACCUUGGAUCACCAGGGCUUUAGCCAAUUACUCAGGUGGGAAUAGCGCCGGCAUUUCAAUUGCUUGAGAUAUUUUGUAUUUUGUCCCUGUUCCCCUUCUUAAUCUUUUGAGCCAUUUCUUAACAGUCGACCCAAGACAAGACUUUCAAAAUCCCACAAGACAACCACCCGCUCUUCACUUCACGAUGUCUACUACAACUACAACCACACAGGCUGAGCCUAUCACUGCUGAGAGCAUUCUUCGCCUUUUCCCUGAUAUCGACACGAGCUCUGCAGAGCUCGAAGGACACGAUGAGGAGCAGAUCAGAUUGAUGGACGAAGUAUGCAUUGUUCUGGACGAAAAUGAUAAGCCUAUUGGCAACUUCAGCAAGAAGAUAUGUCAUCUCAUGACAAACAUCGACAAAGGCCUCCUUCACCGCGCGUUCUCCGUCUUUCUUUUCAACUCAAAGAAUGAAUUGCUCCUUCAGCAACGUGCGACCGAAAAGAUCACCUUCCCUGAUAUGUGGACUAAUACCUGCUGCUCCCAUCCUCUUGGCAUACCCGGUGAAGGUGGUUCUGAGUUGAAUGAAGCUAUUAUGGGAGUCAAGAGAGCAGCACAAAGAAAGCUCGAUCACGAACUUGGCAUCAAACCUGCGCAGGUACCCAUCGAGGACUUUAAGUUUUUGACCAGAAUCCACUACAAAGCACCCAGUGACGGAAAAUGGGGAGAGCAUGAAAUCGAUUACAUCCUCUUUAUAACCGCCGAUGUCGAUCUCGAGCCAAACAUGAAUGAAGUCCGUGAUACUCGAUACGUUUCUGCCGACGGACUCAAGACUAUGUUCACCGAUCCUUCUUUGAAAUUCACACCUUGGUUCAAGCUUAUCUGUAACUCUCUCCUUUUCGAAUGGUGGGAGCACAAGGAUACCGAUCUCGAGAAGUAUAUGAAUGAGCAAGAUAUUAGAAGAAUGUGAGGAAGGUUUUGCAGGAGCAAAUCGGAUUAAAGAUGAACGAAAUGGAGGAGUUAUUGAGGAGCUGAGAAUUUCACCAUGCAUAAUGCAAAUUACAUAUUGGCAUUGAGGUUAAUCGCGACACCAAAGUUUGUACCCAACAGAAAAGCGAAUCACUUGAUUACGCCUAAUUAAUAUCAUCCAGUACGAUCAACGCGGGCCAAUCCCGAAUAUCUUUCCA
Messenger RNA from Botrytis cinerea B05.10, 1218 nucleotides. It is a transcript of the gene Bcidi1, whose product is annotated as Bcidi1. Gene Ontology annotation, cellular component: cytoplasm. Lineage: Eukaryota; Fungi; Ascomycota; Leotiomycetes; Helotiales; Sclerotiniaceae. Gene Ontology annotation, biological process: isopentenyl diphosphate biosynthetic process; isoprenoid biosynthetic process. The coding region runs from base 237 to 1001 and encodes 254 amino acids. The record is from RefSeq and is a predicted model, not a curated record. Gene Ontology annotation, molecular function: isopentenyl-diphosphate delta-isomerase activity. The transcript has 3 exons.